Molecule: messenger RNA, 661 nt
Organism: Phytophthora sojae
Lineage: Eukaryota; Oomycota; Peronosporomycetes; Peronosporales; Peronosporaceae
Exons: 1
Coding region: 125-613 (162 amino acids)
Source: RefSeq, a predicted model, not a curated record
CGCCAAUUCGUCGUUGACUGGGAGCUCAAGGUGCAAGAGUUUGAGCAAGCGGCGGGGGUUGAGCUUGCCGCCCCGAUCAAGUCGGCUAUAUUUGCGGACGCGCUGCCGAGAGUGGCGGCCACUCAUGCUCAGUUGGCUGGGUGCCCGGCCUUUCGUGCCAUUCGCCGAGCUCGCGGGUAGGCUGGUGCUGGAGGACGACAACGCGCGAGAGAGGCAGGGGCGCAAUAGGAACCCGCCGCGCGCGCCGCAUGAAAUGGGGGUUGCCCAGUUCUACCCUCUUCCGUUCGAGGGCUACCGCGAGAGGGACAUCCUAGAUGUGGAGCGCCGCGAAGCGCAUGGGUCGCGUCGCGAACGGAAGCGGGGACGUCAAGAAGACCAGCGCCACUACCAGUCGCGCACCCCAUUCCAGCGCUCGCAGAGUAUCCACCCCGAAGGAAGACGGCGUAGUCCGUCUCGAGGACGAUCGGUGUUGUCGCAGGGAGCUGCGGACCGCCGUUAUCGGGCGGUGCGAUCGCGAAGCUCUGCGCGUCGCGAACAACCAGCCUUUGGCUUCCCUCCGCAGAAGCAGCAGCGGGGUCUCUCCUUCGAGAGAUACCUGAGUUCACGGCUGUAGGAGCUGUGGCAGCGUGGGUGUGUUCAGCUGCGUGUGCUUGUCUAGCGU